Carassius gibelio (silver crucian carp) is the source of this 4185-nucleotide messenger RNA. Its product is annotated as max-binding protein MNT. The transcript has 6 exons. Bases 202 to 1944 code for a protein of 580 amino acids. Gene Ontology annotation, molecular function: protein dimerization activity; DNA-binding transcription factor activity, RNA polymerase II-specific; RNA polymerase II cis-regulatory region sequence-specific DNA binding. The record is from RefSeq and is a predicted model, not a curated record. NCBI's taxonomy places the organism in Eukaryota, Metazoa, Chordata, Actinopteri, Cypriniformes, Cyprinidae. Gene Ontology annotation, biological process: regulation of transcription by RNA polymerase II.
AACCCUCGCCAUCUUGUUGUGACUCCUCUACGUGCGUGGAAGACUGAAUUCAAGGGGGAUCCAGUCACGUCUUUCCCUUUUAUUAUUAUUAUUUUUUUUAUAGACGAGAAGAUUGGAUCCAGAGCAGAAGCAUUUGAAUCUGUCUAUUUAACAUUUAUAUUAAUUUCCCCAAUCGUUUUUGGACCAUAACAAGAAACGGAGAUGAGCAUCGAGACGCUUUUAGAGGCGGCGAAGUUUUUGGAAUUGCAAGCCCUGCAACAACAGAAAGCACGUGAAGAGAAUGAACUCCAGGAAAGACGGCGUCGUGAGCAGGAGGCGGAGAAGCGGAGAGCAGAAGUGAACUCUCAUACUCAGCCCAUUCGAAUGAACCAUGUGACCUGGGUGGAGGAGUCUGGACCUGAGCACCGCAGUAUACCUGCCCCGGCCCAGCCUCCUCCCCCUCCCCCCACAGUGCCCAUCACAGUCAUCCCCAUUCCAGUGUUGUCCUGCACUCCUCCCACCACAGCUCUCAGCCCGUCGCCAACACCCCGCCUUACCCCACCCAGAAAAGACACCCAUUCACUGCCAAACCAGCAGGCACUGCACCAGUGCCCCCUCAUCUCGUCUCAAUUGAAGGGAGAGCCCACAUCACUGUCUCUAUCCAAUGGCACCAAACCUACCCAGCAGCUCCUGACCUACCCAAGCUCCAUCGUCACAGCUUCCCAGCAUGCACUGCUCACUCAGCCUGGAACUCCUUCAGCCCAACCCAGCCCUGCGGUCAGAGGAAGCCCUCCCGAUGACCACCGUAAUUUGGACGGCAAGAAGAGACCCGGAGGGGCAGGAACGAGAGAAGUGCACAAUAAACUUGAAAAAAAUAGGCGUGCUCACUUAAAGGAGUGUUUUGACACCCUGAAGAAAACCAUCCUUCAUGUUGACGAAAAGAAGACCUCCAAUCUGAGCGUUCUAAGAAGUGCUUUGAGAUUCAUUCAGACUCUGAAGAGGAAGGAGAAGGACUACGAGCAUGAGAUGGAGCGUUUAGCGCGGGAGAAGAUCGCCUUGCAGCAGAGACUUGCCGAGCUCAAGAAUGAGCUGAGUCAGCAAUUGGACGUGAUGGAGAUCGACCGCAUUCUUCGACAGACUGUCCAGCCAGAUGAUGACCAGGCCUCUACCUCCACAGCCUCAGAAGGUGAAGACAACAUUGAAGAUAUCGAAGACGAGAUCUUUUCUGCCAUGCCCAGCGCCUUACCCAAAGUGCCUGCUGCGCUUCAGCCAGACUUAAAGAAGUCCCGUCCUGUGUCAUCCCUCAUAACACAGCACAUCGCCAUCCCUCACAGACUGUCUAAGGCUUUACCCCCGAUUCCCUCAGCUCAACUAUCCCCUGUGGCCACCGCCGCGGCCCCGAUCACAGCACCUGCUUUGACCUCAACCCCAGCACAGGCUCCAAACAGCCCGGCAUCCGCUCCUGCCGCCCAGGUGGUGACCCUGCAGACACUACCUCCAGCCCAGACCCAUAUAGUGACCGCGACCAGCCUGCAGCCUUCCGUCAUCACCCAUGCGGGUUCGGCGUCGCACGCCUCAGUCAUCCAAACCGUCAACCGGGUGAUCCAGCCGGGCUCCAAGCAUGUGGCCCACAUCGCCCCUUCCUCCUCAAGCUCGGUGCAGCUGGCCCCCGGACCUCAAUCCAUCAGCCACAUCACUGUGGCCCAUCUUCCAGCAAUAUACUCUCAGCCUGUCACAGUCACACAGCCGGCCGUCAUGAGCCACAUCGCACAAACACUCUCUCACGGCCAGAUGAAUGGCACUUCGGCGACCAGCGCGCAAGCAACCAUGGUGGGCAAGCAGAUGCCAGUGGGCGCUCACAUGGUUACCCAUCACCCUCAACUGGUGGGCCAGACCGUCCUCAACCCGUCCCUCACCAUGGUGACCAUGCCCUCCUUCCCAGUCAGCACACUAAAGCUGGCCUGAAGUGCUGACAUACACAUUCAUAGAUCGAGUAUAGACACUUAUAGACUGGCCCACCUUGUCUGCCCCGUUUGAGACAUGCAGCACUGCAUUCAAACAAACUAUACAGCUAAAGGACACCGUACAUUCCAAAUGACAAGAAAGUAUAUAAAGACUCAAAAAGCGACACACAGAAAUUUAUCGAAUGUCUAAUACUAUAUAAUGAUAUAUAAUAAAAGAGAUGUUUUAUCUUAAUGUGUGGGUUAAGGCAGAGUCUAGAGUGCUUGUGUGCUACUCGGUGUGUUUUAGGCUCUAGUGGAGUGUAUUAUGAUGAAACUGUGGUGCGAUCCCAGCCUAGAUUGACUCUCAGCCAGCCUGAUGUGUGUGACUACUGGUUUAAAUGACUUUGUGAACCGACAGCCCCCAUAAUACCUCACACGAACUCAUCAACUAACAGCACACCUCAUCUGAAGACUCUUCUCAGCUCCGCUAGACCAGGUUUAAUGUUGUGACUGUUGCAAAUCCUGAAGUCCCUACAGUUCUUAAAGAGAUCAUUUAUGUCAUUCCAACCUGUAGGACUUUCUUUCUUCUGCAAAACACGAACAUGAAGAACUGUUUUUGUCAGUACAAUAGAAGACAGAGGGGUUCAGGACAACACAGACCCUGGACAAAAACACUCCAGAAUAGCUUCGUUUUGUGUUCUGCAGAAUAAAGAAAAUCAUUGUUGAAUCAAUAAUGACAGAAUUGUCUCUUUGUUGUUGAACUGUCGAUUUAAAAUCAGUUUACCAUCAUCAUUACACUGGAGAAAUGAUUUUCUUUAAUAUUUGUAAAUUCUUAAAGCCAGACACAUGUACUUACGAAGGAAGAUGAAUUAAGAUAUUAAAUGUUUCAAAAUUAAGUGAGUUUAUGCUUUAACAAAAACUGUUGGAGUAAGAAAAAUGAUAAACAAUAAUAUCUCAAGUCAUUUUGGUUUGCAAGUGUAUGUGUUAAUUUAAAAAUUUUAGGUUUUUCCUGGAAAUCAAGAUGGAAAUACUGAGUAAGAAAAUCAUUUUUGCAGUGUACUAUAGUCAAUCAUGUAGCUGACACUAGGAGCGUGUGUGAGAUGUUUCCAUAAGAAAUACAGAGUUUACAUGAUUUAUCUGUAGUGCUCUAGCUGGCAUAGACACUAUUGUUUUGUGACUGUCACAUGAGUCAUUGGGAAUCUGACAGGAGUGCCUUUUAAAGUCAAUCUGGAGUCCUGUUCAAUGCUGCCCCCUAUUGUUCUCUUGCUGCAUCUGCACUCUUUAAGUUCUUCACUAACAAAGCCACCUACUUGCUUCCAGCUCAGAGGUGUAUGAAUUCAGCUCCACUGAGGAGAACCAUUAGUUUGCGACUUCGCAACCUUGUUCUGGAUGUCAUUGCGAAUGUAUUCCAACACAUUCAAUGCCUUCAUCUUGCCACUGGUGAUAAAUGUUGGUUAUUAUAUGUGCAGAAGUGUUAGAUCUACAUGCAUCUGUGUGUGUGAAAUGAAUGUGUUACUCGGAGGCUUUGUGCUUGUGUUUUUGUGACAAAUAAUGUUGCAGUUGAAAGGUGGAUGGAUGUCAGCUUGGGUUCCUUAAAUGAACAUCUUUUAGGCUUCAGGACAGUUGUAAGAGUCCGAGAGAUGCUGCAGGAUUCAUGGACGGGAGAAAGUCUGCAUUGAGCCGCACUGAACGCUACACAGUCCUGCAGGUAAAGCACAGCCUGUAUGUACAAAGAGAUUUGAUUUAAAACUAACACUGUGAUCCCUGUCGGUUGUUCCAGUAUGAGCAAUCCAUGUUUACCAAUCACAGUGUUAUGUUGCGCAAGAGUCCCUGCAUUUGUUCUGCUUCUGUAAAUGUGUGAGAGAGAACACACUGAACUUUUUAUUUUGGUUGUCAGGUUUUACUUUUGUGUGUUCGUACUCUGUAGGAUGUACACAUUCUUAGACUAAUUGAUAUGGCUGUUUUUGGCAUGUAGAUGGAUGGUUCUUGUUUCAGUGCUCAUUUUUAUGUGUGUGUGUGUGUGUGUAUAUAUGUAUAUGAAUAUAUGUUAUUUUCAAUUUCUGGGACCAUGUAGAACAAAUUUUCAAACCUCUUUCCACACUGAUAUUAUAUAUAUAUAUAUAUAUAUAUAUAUAUAUAUUAGUGUGUGUGUGUGCUUUCCCUAUGGAGAAAGUUCAAGUUGUAUAUAGCCUGUAAAUUAUGUUAUAAGAGGAGCAAAAAUAAGUAAAAAAUGUUCAAUAAAAAAUACAUCUUGAUACAUUUA